AUGCACCCCCACCCAACGAUUCGGAUUCCCAGUUCUCUAUCUUCCCUCGACCCCUCUCUGAUAGUCGUACUCGCCGCCGUCGAUUAUUACUCUAUGUGUCGUCGUGAACUAGAAUGGAGGAGUGGAGUCGCGACACGGAUCUUCUCUCUCCCGUCGUUCAUUAUCUCUCCAAUCGCACCAGAACCGCCGCCAAAUCCUCUUAUUUGUCCAGGGACGGGAGCCAUGUUGGCUUUAAUCGGAGGUGCUGGUCGAUCCGAUAAGAAGCAGAGGAAAGGGAGAUGGAGCAAGCUGUUGCGUGUUCAUCUCAGCUGCGAAAGAAGUCGGAGGUUUGGGGCUUGA
This is a messenger RNA of Linum trigynum, 339 nucleotides long. The record is from the annotation of a GenBank genome assembly. Lineage: Eukaryota; Viridiplantae; Streptophyta; Magnoliopsida; Malpighiales; Linaceae.